Messenger RNA from Thamnophis sirtalis, 700 nucleotides. The record is from RefSeq and is a predicted model, not a curated record. Lineage: Eukaryota; Metazoa; Chordata; Lepidosauria; Squamata; Natricidae.
UUCUCCAGAAGCGUUGAAAAAAGCAGGAAUUGCCUUUGAAAACAUGUUUGAGGAAGUCCCCAUUAACAUCAAGAACUCCUACCUGAUCAAUGUUCUUCUUUGGGAGCUGGAAAAGAAGUCAGCCGUUGUAAACAGACAUGAGUUGCUCAGUCUCGCAAGCAACAACCAUCUUAGCAAAACCCUACAACUAUUGAUGGACCGAGUGGAUGAAAUGAGUCAAGAUAUUGUAAAAUACAACACCUACCUAAGGAAUACCAGCAAGCAGCAACAGCAAAAGCACCAAUACCAGCAGAGACGUCAGCAAGAAAACCUACAGCGCCAGAGUAGAGGAGAACCUCCCCUUCCUGAGGAAGACUUGAACAAACUCUUCAAGCCGCCACAGCCUCCUCCCAGGAUGGACUCCCUUUUGAUUGCAGGUCAAAUUAAUAGUUACAGCCGGAACAUCAAGGAAUUCACAGCUCAGAAUCUGGGCAAGCUUUUCUUGGCUCAGUCACUUCAAGAACACAACAAUUAAGGAGGAAAAUAAAGUGCUUUUUUUCCCUUGCCUACCAAGAGUGCAGAUACUUGGAAUUGAAGCACAUUUUUACUUUCAUUCCACAUUGUAAAAUGAACCGUGAAUUAAACUUCUUGUGUGUUUUGAGUAGAAUUCUUCUUCUUCUAACAGGGGGGGCAAAAAAGUAUAAUAAAAGAUGGAAAACUU